Cajanus cajan (pigeon pea) is the source of this 1943-nucleotide messenger RNA. Its product is annotated as transferases/nucleotidyltransferase. Gene Ontology annotation, molecular function: guanyl-nucleotide exchange factor activity; translation initiation factor activity. Gene Ontology annotation, biological process: biosynthetic process; cytoplasmic translational initiation. The record is from RefSeq and is a predicted model, not a curated record. Lineage: Eukaryota; Viridiplantae; Streptophyta; Magnoliopsida; Fabales; Fabaceae. Gene Ontology annotation, cellular component: guanyl-nucleotide exchange factor complex; eukaryotic translation initiation factor 2B complex.
GUGGAUGAGAGGCGUGUUUGGGUUUGAGCGCUGUGAGUGUAAGAAUCCAAGAUUUGAUUAGGGAAAUUAGAAUUUAGAAGAACCAAACCCUCCGAAAACCCAGAACCCUGUUUCGCGCGUCAAUGGAUUUCCAAGUGGUUGUUCUCGGCGGUGGCGUCUCCAAGAAGCUCCUCCCUCUCGUUUCGCAGGAGCUUCCAAACGCGUUACUUCCGGUGGCGAAUCGUCCCGUUCUCUCUUACGUGCUCGAGUACUUGGAGCUUAGCAACCUAAAAGAUCUCAUUGUGGUGGUUGAAGGCGAAGAAGUGGCUCAUCAUGUUGGGGCUUGGAUUUCAAGCGCUUAUGCUGAUCGCCUCCAUGUUGAGGUUGCUUCAGUUGCCGAGGAUGUGGGAACUGCAGGUGCAAUACGGGCCAUUUCACAGCACCUAACUGCCAAAGACAUUUUGGUUGUCAGUGGUGAUCUUGUUACCAAUGUGCCACUUGGAGCAGUUGCAGCUACUCAUAGACGGCAUGAUGCAGUUGUCACUGCUAUGCUUUGCCCUGCUCCUGUAAGUGGACCUUUGGAGUCAGUAUCCUCUGGUGGGAAGGACAAAACUAAGAAACCUGGCCGAUAUGAUUUGAUAGGGCUGGAUCCCACUAAACAGUUUUUAGUUCACAUAGCAACUGGAGCUGAAGUUGACAAAGAUCUUCGAAUUCAGAAGAGCAUGCUCCCUGCAGUUGGCCAGAUAGAAAUAAGGGCUGAUCUAAUGGAUGCUCACUUGUAUGCAUUUAAAAGAUCAGUUCUACAACAAGUUCUGGACCAGAAGAGUUCAUUUCAUAGCUUAAAGCAUGAUGUCUUGCCAUAUCUUGUCCGGAGCCAACUGAAAUCAGAAGUAUUAUUAAAUGGUGUGCCACAAGCAGAAGAAAAUGGAAACGGAAAGGUUAUUUCUCAAAGCAAUGAACAAGUGCUAUCUCAAAUACUUGCUAAUGCAUCUGAACCAACCUUUCAUCUACGUCAUGCACUGGAUCCUUAUGGCACUACUUCCGUUCGAAAAACCCAUAAAUGCUGUGUGUAUAUAGCUGGAAGCAGCAAGUACUGUGCUCGCUUAAAUUCUAUACAAGCAUACAGUGACAUAAACCGAGAUGUUAUAGGAGAGGUUAGUCAUUUAUCGGGGUAUUCCUUUUCUGCUCAAAACAACAUUAUCGAUCCUUCUGCAGAGAUUGGGGCUAAAACCACUGUUGGACCACAUUGUAUGCUGGGGGAAGGUUCACAGAUGGGUGACAAAUGCAGUGUGAAACGGUCUGUCAUUGGCCGUCACUGUCGGAUAGGUGCCAAUGUUAAGGUUGUUAAUUCAGUAGUCAUGAAUCACGUUACUAUUGGAGAUUCUUGUUCAAUCCAAGGUUCUGUUAUCUGCAGCAAUGUACAGCUCCAAGAACGUGUUGUACUAAAAGAUUGCCAAGUUGGAGCAGGUUUUGUGGUCACUGCUGGUAGUGAAUGUAAGGGGGAGGUCUUGGCUAAGAAAUGAAACCGAGAUGUGAAAAUCCAGGCUGGGGAAAUACAUAGCAAAUUGACUUUUAUUCUGCUUCAUAAUUGCUUGGAGCAAAUUUUGUGUGUUACUGGCAGCAGUUUCAAUUUGGUGAUCCCGACAGGAGCAAUGAAAUUCCAAUACUUCCAAUUUGUGUGUAUGUUCUGUGCAGUUUCUUUCUCCUACGAUUAAUGUUUGAAAAUGGCUGCAAUCGGUGUUGAAUAUGUAUCUGUGUAAAUGACUACUACUUCCUCUUCACAAUUUUCUGCCAUUUAAAUGCACGUUACAAGGGACUUUCGGUUGGUUUUUUACUGCUGUACUAAAAGCGGUAUAAUCCAGCGUCAUCAGUUUUGUAUUCGAGUAAUUGUUACUAUUGAAUGAUGCAUCUUGUUUGUUUUUUGUAUUUUGUUUUUGUUUGAGAUCUAGUUAUGAUAAUGUUGA